Messenger RNA from Clunio marinus, 270 nucleotides. The record is from the annotation of a GenBank genome assembly. NCBI's taxonomy places the organism in Eukaryota, Metazoa, Arthropoda, Insecta, Diptera, Chironomidae.
AUGGAAUUUUCAACUUAUCAAGCUAAAUGGAUGAGAAAUUUUAAAACCGAAACACAGCGAUUUGAGAAUCUGAUUCAAGAAACGAAAACGAAAGAAAAAGAAGGAAGGAAGUUGCAGACAGACGGUACUGUUACUUAUUUCACAAAUUCAUCCUUAAACGUCUUAGAGAAUUUUUGUAAUGAUGAAAUAUGUAUGAAGGAUAAUGAUCUUAAUAUAGCAAAAGUUCCGCCCAAGCAACUGAAUUCGAAUGAUGAGAAUCUUUUCAGAUAG